AAGUUUCAGAUCCGUGUAUCAUAUAGAUAGAUAGAUGUGACAGACAGAUUCUGAGAUCAGAAAACGGAACCCUUUUUGUUUGUUUAUCUCUUCGGGGGAAAAAGAAAUCGAGAUGGGUCGGCUGUUCACGGUGGGGCUGAUAUCGGUAUGGUACUCGUCCAACAUCGGAGUGAUCAUACUGAACAAGUACCUGCUCAGCAACUACGGGUUCCGGUACCCGAUUUUCCUGACGCUCUGCCACAUGCUGGCCUGUUCGUUGCUGAGCUACGCCUCCAUCACGUGGCUCAAGAUCGUCCCACUCCAGACCAUCCGCUCCGGCCAGCAAUUGCUCAAGAUAUCGGCUCUGGGGCUCAUCUUCUGCUCCUCCAUCGUCGCCGGUAACGUCUCGCUCAAGUACCUCCCGGUGUCUUUCAACCAGGCAAUCGGCGCCACCACCCCGUUUUUCACCGCCGUCUUCGCCUACUUGAUGACCCUCAAGAAGGAAGGCUUCCUCACUUACGCCGCCCUAGUGCCUGUCGUCUCAGGUGUCGUCGUCGCCAGCGGGGGGGAGCCGAGCUUUCAUCUGUUUGGGUUCAUAAUGUGCGUCGGAGCAACGGCUGCCAGGGCUCUCAAGACGGUGCUUCAGGGGAUUUUGCUGUCUUCUGAAGGGGAAAAGCUGCACUCGAUGAACCUGCUCAUGUACAUGGCACCAGUGGCAGUUGCCUUCCUUCUCCCGACGGCGCUCAUUAUGGAAAAAGAUGUGGUUGGGAUCACAAUUGCACUUGCCAAGGAUGACAAGAGGUUCCUAUUUUACCUGCUCUUCAAUGCUUCGCUUUCCUACUUGGUCAACCUGACCAAUUUCCUCGUCACCAAACACACCAGCGCCUUGACUCUCCAGGUGCUGGGAAAUGCAAAGGGUGCAGUGGCUGUAGUGCUGUCCAUUUUGAUAUUCAGGAACCCGGUGUCGGUCACCGGAAUGCUUGGCUACAGUGUGACUGUAACUGGAGUCAUCCUCUACAAUGAGGCCAAGAAAAGGAGCAAAUAGCAAGUCUUUAGUCGUUUACACUGCCACCAUCACACAGACACAACAAGGAAACUAGCGCAAGAGAAUACUAGCUUUGUUUGUAGAGCAAGGUGGAAGGAAAACCCACCGGGAAGUCCUUCUGUAGUAGACUAGUAGUAGUAGAUGCCAACGUUGGCAUUCAUUUAUAAUUAACAGGAAGAACACUUGAUGCCCAUCUUGAUAUCAAAUGGGAAGCAGAAUUAGGC
Molecule: messenger RNA, 1248 nt
Organism: Linum tenue
Lineage: Eukaryota; Viridiplantae; Streptophyta; Magnoliopsida; Malpighiales; Linaceae
Source: the annotation of a GenBank genome assembly